UCAAUGCCAUGUGCAAUCCGGCAUUGCAGGGCGGCCAGAGGCCAUUUGAUCUUGCCGAUCGAUCGCCAUGUCUGUUUACUGGUCUCAGCCAGAGCACAAGCAGCCUCCGUUGACAGGGCACCGCCCCCCGUCCACGCUGCUAACGAGACGCUGGGCGGGGCUGAGACACAGCACUCGGGCCACUAGCCCACAGCGCCAACCAAGCUCUGAGCCAGUGAGGUCUUCAGCGUGUCUAGUGUCCAGCGCGGCCCUUGCAGUAGCCGCUCCAGCCACCUCGAUUUUUAUAGCAACCAGCCACCCAGAGAGGGCUUCAUCGUCAUCAAAGGGAUCCCUCAUGCCGAAUCCCAAGGGUGGAUGUAGCCUCUUUUCGGAGCUUCUUCCAGCCCUGAAACCUCCCACUUGCAGCUGUGGCGCCAAGCACCACUUGCGUAUGGUCUCCCUUUUUCCUCUUUGUUUCCUGCCCCCAGCCACGGACGCACGCAAAGCACCGCUGCAGCUCCCUGGCAGGCCCGGCUGCAUCAAAGCUGAGCGCUGUGCAGCUCCCUUGGCAGUCGCUAGUAGGUGUUAGCUAGAACAACUUUCCGACUACGGCACAAGCCUCUUCUUUUAAACUUCUGCAUUGCCAUGCGCAUGAGACUAGCACGAGGCUAUUUCCUCUCUUCUCGUCGCCUCUCUCUCUCUUUCUUUUUCUAUUCUGAAUUUCUCUCUGUUGAA
Messenger RNA from Trichoderma asperellum CBS 433.97, 714 nucleotides. NCBI's taxonomy places the organism in Eukaryota, Fungi, Ascomycota, Sordariomycetes, Hypocreales, Hypocreaceae. The record is from RefSeq and is a predicted model, not a curated record.